Messenger RNA from Didymosphaeria variabile, 771 nucleotides. RefSeq lists its product as uncharacterized. Lineage: Eukaryota; Fungi; Ascomycota; Dothideomycetes; Pleosporales; Didymosphaeriaceae. The coding region runs from base 1 to 771 and encodes 256 amino acids. The transcript has 3 exons. The record is from RefSeq and is a predicted model, not a curated record.
AUGCUAGCACCUGUCCGCGUGUACUGGGAAACGUUCAAGUUCCUGCUCUCUGUGAAGCAGCGCUGUCGCAACGUCAAGGCUAUUUACUUUAUCUGGAGUGGACAGAACACCUUGAGCGACUUUCUGAUUUUCCUUUGGCCGGUGAAGGACAUCGCAGCGGUCCGGAUAUCGCGUCGUCAGCGUAUCACACUCGCAUCCAUGUUCUCAUGCGGACUUGUUGUAUGCGUUGCGGGUAGCGCCCGGAUCUACUAUACCCGCCUUUACCUAUACUCGUACGAUGUUCUCUGGUGGGGUGCCACCGUCUUCGCCGUUAUGUCUGUCGAGACCUGCAUUGGAAUAGUAUGCGGAUGUCUCCCUGGAUGCAAGCCGCUUAUGUCGCGUCUACUUCCACAAGUUUUUGGCAUAUCAUCGAAUCGAGACAACAAUCGGCCUCGAGAUCAAGGCAGGGUCAAGGAGAUUACAGCCUCCGAAGGUAGCCGUACGGUGGACAGCACGAAGGCCUCGUUUCAGCUACAGAGUCUGAACUCAGGUGGCAGAGGUCUAGUGAUCCUACCUAAUCAGAGUGGAUAUGCCAUGAAUAGCCAAGAGAAACGCGAUAUGGGAGUCGUGAAUCCAAAACGACCGGCGCCAGCGAUGUUCAAAGCAGACAAGAGCAUCGCUUGGAGAAAUUCGCGUGAUAAUAACUUUGGCGGAGAAGACGAAGACUUCAACGAAAGCCAGGAGUUCAUCGUUCUGCAGCGACAGUCAACAAUUUCGAUACGAAGUAUGUAG